Molecule: messenger RNA, 1629 nt
Organism: Geodia barretti
Lineage: Eukaryota; Metazoa; Porifera; Demospongiae; Tetractinellida; Geodiidae
Source: the annotation of a GenBank genome assembly
AUGCAGGGCCUGAUGCAGGAGAUCCCGCUGAUGAUCUCGUCGCUGAUCCGCUACGCGGCGGAGUAUCACGGCGACCGCCAGGUGGUCUCGCGCACCGUCGAGGGGCCGAUCCACCGCUAUGGCUACGCCGAAUGCGAGCGCCGGGCGCGGCGCGUCGCCAACGUCAUGGCACGGCUCGGUAUCGGGCACGGCGACCGGGUCGGCACGCUCGCCUGGAACGGCUACCGGCACCUGGAGCUCUUCUACGGCGUCUCGGGCAUGGGCGCCGUGCUGCACACGGUGAACCCGAGGCUCUUCACGGAGCAGAUCGUCUACAUCAUCAACCACGCCGAGGACCGCGUCCUGUUCGUGGACCUCACCUUCGUCGAGCUGGUGGAGCGGAUCGCAGACCAGCUGACCACGGUCGAGCAUGUGGUCGUGAUGACCGACGAAGAGCACAUGCCGGCGACCGCGCGGCCCAACGUCCUCUGCUACGAGACCCUGCUGGCGGGCGAGAGCGAGGACUAUGCGUGGCCUCUCUUCGACGAGCGCGCCGCGUCCUCGCUCUGCUACACCUCGGGCACGACGGGCAAUCCCAAGGGCGUGCUCUACAGCCACCGCUCGACCCUGCUGCACGCCAUGGCCGCCUGCCAGAACAGCGCCAUGGGCAUCUCGGCGCACGACGUGAUCAUGCCGAUCGCGCCGAUGUAUCACGGCAACGCCUGGUCGCUGCCCUAUCUCGGCUGCCUCACCGGCUCAGGCAUGGUGCUCCCCGGCACGAAGCUGGACGGGCAGAGCCUGCAGGAGCUGAUCGAAGGCGAGGGAGUCACCUUCGCGCUCGGCGUGCCCACCGUGUUCACCAUGCUGAUCGACCAUCUCGAUGAGACCGGCAAGAAGGUGGACAGCCUGGAGCGGGUCGCCAUCGGCGGCUCGGCGGUGCCGCGCUCGAUGAUCGAGCGGCUGGCCGAUCCCUACGGGGUGACGGUGCACCAGCUCUGGGGCAUGACCGAGACCUCGCCGCUCGGCACCUUGGCGACGGCGACACCCGCCAUCGACGCGCUCUCCGCCGAAGAGCGUCAGGCGGUGCUCAGCCAGCAGGGGCGCGUGCAGUUCGGCCUCGAGCUCAAGAUCACAGGCGAGGACGGCGGGAGUGUCCCGCGCGACGGCAAGACUUUUGGCGACAUGUGGGUGCGCGGCAACUGGGCGGCCAGCGGCUACUUCAAGGGCGAGGGCGGCGACCGGCUCGACGAGGACGGCUGGUUCCCCACCGGCGACGUCGCCACCCUCGACGAGCACGGCUUCAUGCGCAUCACCGACCGCAACAAGGACGUGAUCAAGUCGGGCGGCGAGUGGAUCAGCUCGAUCGAUCUAGAGAACGCGGCGAUGGGGCACCCGGACGUGAAGCAGGCCGCGGUCAUCGGCGUCUUCCAUCCCAAGUGGGAGGAGCGGCCGCUCAUGGUCGUCGUGCCGCGCGACGGCCGCAGCCCGGAUCGGGACACCAUCAACGCCUACCUCGCCGGCAAGGUCGCGAAGUGGUGGCUGCCCGACGACGUGGUGCUGGUGGACGAGCUGCCGCUGACCGCCACCGGCAAGGUGCAGAAAUCGCGCCUGCGCGAGAUGUUUCGGGAUCACGAACUUCCGACGCCGUGA